AUUAAAUUCCGAACGAAAGAAAAACAUAACCUAUAAACUACAUUCGUUUCGUAAGUUUUCGUAAAUAUUAUUUAGAAUUCGGACAAAAUGUCCAAUAGCAACUUAUUUCUCAAGUCUGGAUUCGUCCGGGCGCCACUACAGAACGGAAUUGGCCGUUAUGUUUGUCAGUUACAGAGGCUUACACUGAAGUUUUGUAAAAGCCAUGGAGCUAGCAGAGGCAUUAGAGAUUUCGUAGAACAAGACCUGGUGGACUUCGCCAAGCAGAAUCCUGGAGUGGUGGUGUACUUGAAGCCGCGGAGACAUCGUGGACCUGUCGCAGUCGCUGAAUAUUUGAACGGUGACAGAGUAUGGAUGAGUCUUCAAAACAAGACACACUCGGAAAUCACGAAAUGGAUCGAAGUUCUGCGCACCCAGCAAGGGGACGUCUCUGGUACACGAUUAAGAAAAUACCAGUAUACGGACUAUCCGUCUGUCCAAGGGCCGUGGACUCCGUUCACCUUCAAAGAACCUGAGUUGAACACGGCUUCGUUACCAGAUCCUAAGUUUGGUGCGAACAACAGGCUUCCAAUGACCGCUACUGAGAAAUUGAGAUUGAUGUUUGAGCAGCAAAAGCUGACUGAAAGCGACCUUAAGACAGCGGAAUAGUGUUUAGUUAACAGUGUUUAGUAGUUGUUACAUGAGUCUUGUCAGGGGCCUUUGGCGGCUCAAUAGUAACUCUGACACCAGGGUUGAUGAUGCUAGUACUCCUCCUCACAACCCACACGAUAGAAGAGAAGAAGUAUUUAAUUGUAAAAUUGUUACAGUAAAUUAUAGUUAAGUAGUUAAAA
Molecule: messenger RNA, 827 nt
Organism: Pectinophora gossypiella (pink bollworm)
Lineage: Eukaryota; Metazoa; Arthropoda; Insecta; Lepidoptera; Gelechiidae
Gene: mRpL43
Product: 39S ribosomal protein L43, mitochondrial
Exons: 3
Coding region: 88-645 (185 amino acids)
Biological process (GO): mitochondrial translation
Cellular component (GO): mitochondrial large ribosomal subunit
Molecular function (GO): structural constituent of ribosome
Source: RefSeq, a predicted model, not a curated record